Molecule: messenger RNA, 354 nt
Organism: Ostertagia ostertagi
Lineage: Eukaryota; Metazoa; Nematoda; Chromadorea; Rhabditida; Trichostrongylidae
Source: the annotation of a GenBank genome assembly
AUGAACAAACUCACUUCGUACCUCCUUUUCAGGCAGAUGACUGUCUACUUCAUUAUCGGGGGAAUUCUCAUCACUGUGCUAUCUUCGAUACCGGUGGCUGGUGCAUUGUACCUGAGCUAUUUAGUUCGCCCUGAAAGACUUCCUCUGCUUCUGAUCUCAUUUGAAAUUGGAAUUCACGCCAGGAAAUUGUCCUGUUCGCCAUAUUUAUUUGCCUUUCUCUGUCAGACGGUGUUCUUUUAUACGGGGCAAUCGAGCAAUAUGUCGUCCAUCGACUUCGCUGCUGGAUUCAAAGGUCUUUCAUCCUAUGACGUUGUGCUGGUUUUCUUUCAAAUUUUCGCCAAUUUCUACGCCACG